This is a messenger RNA of Dacryopinax primogenitus, 1389 nucleotides long. RefSeq names its product MFS general substrate transporter. The coding region runs from base 1 to 1389 and encodes 462 amino acids. The record is from RefSeq and is a predicted model, not a curated record. Gene Ontology annotation, molecular function: transmembrane transporter activity. NCBI's taxonomy places the organism in Eukaryota, Fungi, Basidiomycota, Dacrymycetes, Dacrymycetales, Dacrymycetaceae. The transcript has 5 exons. Gene Ontology annotation, biological process: transmembrane transport. Gene Ontology annotation, cellular component: membrane.
AUGUCCAAGUCAAUCUCUCAUCGAGUUGCAGUCAUGGAGGUGGACGGUGUCUUCGACCAGAAGUCACCUCUUCCGCUUUCUACAAGGAUCCAUCUGCGUAUCUUCGACUGGUAUCCGGAGCAUUAUAGCAAAACGGAGAAGACUCUCGUACGAAAGCUCGACCUCGCCAUUCUCGCCUUCUGCUGUAUACAAUUCUUCCUCAAAUAUCUGGACUCUACGAAUAUUGACAUUAUAGUCACGAACGCGUACAACUCCGGCAUGUCCAAUGAUCUCAAGUUGUUCGGAAACGAGCUCAACUAUUUCAAUGUCACCUACAACUGUGGCUACAUGCUAGCGCAGAUCCCAUUGAUGCUGGCGCUAACUGCUCUAACCUUCACUCAGUCCCGCGCCCAGAAUGCAGGCCAGCUCUAUGCGAUUCGGUUCAUUCUAGGCAUGUGCGAAGUACCUUCGUUCUCUGGAACAAAUUAUAUUCUUGGCUCAUGGUACACCUCCGAGGAGAUCUAUAAGCGUGCUGGGACCUGGUACAUCUCUUCUGGACUGGGUUCCAUGUUAUCCGGAUAUCUCCAGACCGCUGCCUACAAUGGCCUCAACGGUGUUGGCGGGUUGGCCGGGUGGCGAUGGCUCUUCAUCGUCGAUGGCAUCAUUACCCUGCCACUCGCCCUCGUAGGAUUUUUCACCUUCCCUGGUCUUCUAAGUUUCAAGAUACCAUGGUUUCUUUCGCAGGAGGAACAUCAACUGGCCACCGACCGAAUGUCUCGCCAAGCAUCAAAGGCACCCUCGAAGCUCACCCGCGCCACAGCCGGCCGUAUCCUAAAGAAGUGGCACUUCUAUGUUGCGACACUUAUGAACAUGGUGUAUAACCUCACGUCCUACCCGACUAACUAUAUGUCGCUGUUCCUGAAGCGAGCCACGGAUUCUCAAGGGAACCUACUCUACAGUAUCCAGCAGGUCAACACCAUUCCCACUGCUGUUUCCGGUGUCGCGGCGUUGUCUUCUUGGUUGACGGCAUCCCUUGUCAAUGUGUUGUCAAUUGUUCCGCUCUUCAUCGCCAUCAAUGCCGUGGGCUUGUUCAGCAAUAUCGUCCUACGCAUUUGGAAUGUUCCGAUUGCUCUCAAAUUUGUUGCAUUCAUCGGCCUCGGCGUCAACGGCUCGAACAAUGCGCUUAUGUUUGGCCUUGCCAACCAAAUGACUCGUCGAGAUAACGAGGAGCGUGCCGUCACUAUGGCCGCUAUGCUCAUGGGCGGCUGGGCGCUUCAAGCGUGGGUGCCUGUACUCGAGUGGCCAACAGUGGAUGCACCUCAAUGGAGGCUUCGGAUACACUUUGCAGAUCCCUAUGACGGUCCUCCUCACCGUAAUUUGUCUCAUGGCGGUAUAUCUCCACCGUCGUGA